UUUAUAUAAACAUCUCACAAUGGCUAAACACCCUCCUUCAAAUUUUCAAAUUUCUUCUGAGCUAAAACCCAGACAAGCACCUGUUGGUUGUCAGAUCAUUCACUAAAAUAAAAUUUAAAGAAAUAACAAAAGAAAUAAUACUUUUUCUUUAAAAAUUAAACAUUUCCCUCUUUCACACGGAAAUGACGUUGUAAUACUAAUAAGUUCCUCCUUCGUUGAACCAACCCUUUUUUUUUUUUUUAUAAAAUUUUUGGAAUUUGGAGUUCAGGUUUGGAUCUAAGAAGAAAGGAUUUGGUGGUGACUUUUAUGGUGUGUUUGAUCAGUUUUUAGAGAUCGAUAAUGGUGAUGAAGGAGAGAGACGAAGAACUAGCUUUGUUCCUGGAAAUGCGGAGACGAGAGAAGGAGAAAGAGAAGAGCAACAAUCUUCUCUCCAUUCACAACUCUGAACAACAACUCAAUGUUCCUUUAGGAUCUAACGUAAAAGUAAACGGAAACGGAAACGUCGGUGGCGGAGGUUCUCCGGUAUCGAAGAUCGUCUCGGCCUUGCCUGUACGAAAGACUGCAGCAGAUAAUUUUUUGAAUUCGGAGAACGAAAAGUCUGAUUAUGAUUGGCUUCUUACUCCACCUGGUACACCACUAUUUCCCUCUUUGGAAAUGGAAUCACAGAAGACUCUAAUGAGCCAGAUUGGGAUGUCUAAUGCUCGUCCAGUUGCACUGAAAACAAGGAGAUUUUGCUACUUCCCUAUUUGUCAUAUCUUGCAAAUUUAUCUUGCCUUGGGGUUUCAGCUGGCAAAUCUCCCGGAGGAACCUGCUUUGAAGAGCACUCUUGCCUUAAAGCAACAAGCUCCGUCAGCCGGAGUAAUCUCUUCCAGUACUCUAAAUAGAAGGCCAUCUUCUUCCGGGGGUUCAAAAUCUGCUAGUAGACCUGCAACACCUACUGGUCGGCCCACUCUUCCCAUGACAACCAAGCCUUCAAGGUCUUCUACUCCUACAUCACGAGCCAACUUGCCUUCCAUAAAGCCUGCUGCUUCUACAGCAAGAUCCUCAACUCCAACUAGAUCUGCUCCACGUUCUUUAACGCCAACUGCUAGGCCCUCUUUGCCUGCUUCCAAGUCGACAUCAAGAUCAUCUACGCCAACACGUCGACCAGCUUCCUCAUCUACCACGCCUAUUGCAUCUGCACCUUCUGGUCGAUCCUCUUCAGUAACAAGAUCAGCUUCCACUACAUCUUCAAUACCGAAAUCAGCUUCCCUUACUUCUUCACUUAUGAAAUCAGCUCCUGCUACAUCUUCUGUUACAAAAUCAGGUACUGCUGCGUCUUCCAUAACAAAACCAUCAGCUGCCACUACAUCAAAAAGCUCAGUACAAUCACGGGGCACAUCUCCAACCGUGAAGUCUAGGCCUUGGAAAGCAUCUGAGAUGCCUGGAUUUUCGCUUGAAACACCACCAAAUUUAAGGACAUCAUUGCCAGAAAGACCGGUAUCAGCCUCACGGGGGAGGCCAGCAGCACCUGGUGCCAGAUCAUCUUCUGUUGAGGCCAAUUCUAGUGGAAGACCAAGACGCCAGUCCUGCUCGCCUGCUAGAAGUAGGGCAUCAAGUGGCAGUUUUGGUAAUGGGAGCUCCAUUCGUUCUGUGCGUAGAGCAGAUGCCAAUGGCAGUGACAACGAAAGUCCAGUAGUGAUUGGGACAAAGAUGGUUGAGAGAGUGGUAAAUAUGAGGAAACUGGUACCCCCAAAACAAGAUGACAAUCAUCGAAACAACCCUACCGCAAAAUUAUCUACUUCUCUCGAUAGCUCAGGAUUCGGGAGAACACUCUCCAAAAAGUCUCUGGAUAUGGCUAUGAGACACAUGGAUAUCAGGCGAAGUAUUUCAGGUCAUAAGCUUAUGACAAAUGUUCCAGCUUCCUCCAUAUAUAGUGUGAGAUCCGGAUCCACAAAGAGCAGGACUUUAAGUGUUUGUGAUUCUCCUCUUGCCACGAGCAGCACUGCCAGCUCUGAGCCAAGUGUCAACAAUAAUUCAUUCUUUAUGGAUGGGAGUGAAAUGGAAGACAAUGAUAUCAGUAGCGAGAGAGGAAUCUCCUCUCCAACCAGCCAGCAUGUUAGCUGAGCAAGGGAAACACUUCCAUCCAAAUUAAUAUAUGUCGGGGGAAGCUCAGGCAGCAUGAUGAUGAAGAAACAACCUGUUUCUUAAAGAAGCUGAUGGUUAAUGGAGCAUUUCAAAUUUAUGUAAUCUGUUAGUGCAGGGAUAGUACUUCAGUACAUUAAUGUAAGAAUGAGCUUAGAUUUUGAGGGGGAAAAAAGAACCACUAUUUUAUAGUAAAACUUUGAUUCCUGGUACUAGAUAUGCUACUCCUACCUUGCUCAAGGUAUAAAAAGGAAUUAUUCUCCCAAA
Molecule: messenger RNA, 2391 nt
Organism: Gossypium arboreum
Lineage: Eukaryota; Viridiplantae; Streptophyta; Magnoliopsida; Malvales; Malvaceae
Exons: 5
Coding region: 340-2106 (588 amino acids)
Biological process (GO): cortical microtubule organization
Cellular component (GO): cortical microtubule
Source: RefSeq, a predicted model, not a curated record